AUGGGAAGCGGAGUCGGAGGGGUAGUCUUCAACUUAGGAAUGCAAAAAGUAAUUGAAGCUAGAGACUACCACUGGGAAUUAAGGGCUCAGGCUAUAAUUGCUUCUGGUGUCACUACUUUAGCAGUUAUUCUAAUCCGUACUCGUUCAAAGAAUCAUAAAAUUCAAUUUGUUAUUGUAGACAAAGAUUGUUUAAAAUGCACUGGCUUUUGGUUUCUUAGUUUAUUUCUAGUUACUUGA
This is a messenger RNA of Debaryomyces tyrocola, 237 nucleotides long. NCBI's taxonomy places the organism in Eukaryota, Fungi, Ascomycota, Pichiomycetes, Serinales, Debaryomycetaceae. The record is from the annotation of a GenBank genome assembly.